UGGCUGCUAGCUGGGUAGCAAGGUUAGCCGUUAGCCGUCGCUCAUUUGAUUCAGUACGGGGUUAGCGAGCCGGCGGCCCCAGCUUUUCCACUUGCGACAGACAGGUGUUCACUGUACCACCCAGCCGCUCUGGACCGACCGGUUGAGCCGAUUCCACGGAUUGUGCUGUACGUGAACGUUGUUCUGAUCCGGAUCCAGAUUUGCCUUUGCGGCGGGUGACGAAGAACAUCAUCAUCAUCACGCGAAAAAGGUCUACAGGAUAAGUGUCAGUCCUGCAAAACUCCUGCAAAAAGCACAUAUACUAAACAAAGGUCUGUUUUUCGGCCGGGAUGAGGGAGCAGAGGCUCCUCCAUGCUGCGGACGCAAAGUGAACAUGAGCACUGGAUGCGGCAGCAGCUCGGGCCUCCGCCGUCCGUCACUCUGAGGUCACUGGCGCUGCGAGUCUGACGAGGUCCUCAGCGUCUGCACCGCGAGGCUGAAAAGAACGGCCGCUCUGGUCUCCUGCAGUCCUGCCCCGGAGCGGUGGGGUGUGCUGGCACGCAUCCCCGCGCCGCUGUGCCAGUCCGCCGGAGGCCUGUGCCAGGCCCGGGUGGCAUGAGCAGGGCGAGACCAGCCUGCGUCUGAGCCAGCAGGAACGCUCCCAAACCGUCUGCAGGCCUUUCCCCCUCCCCGCGCUCGGACGAGACCAUGCCUCUGGGCCUGGGCCGGCGGAAGAAGGCCUCCCCGCUGGUGGAGAACGAGGAGGCGGAGCCUAUCCGGGCGGGGCUGAACGUGGGCGGGCCGGAAGGUGGCGGGGGUGAGGGCGGGGGCGGCGAGGCGGGCUCCCUGCAGGGGCUGCAACCCGGCCUGCCCCCCCCGCCCGCCAGCAUGCGGCCGCGCCUCAUCUUCCACACCCAGCUGGCGCACGGCAGCCCCACGGGCCGCAUUGAGGGCUUCAGCAACGUGCGCGAGCUCUACGCCAAGAUCGGGGAGGCCUUCGGGAUCCCCGCCACCGAGGUAAUGUUCUGCACACUGAACACCCACAAGGUGGACAUGGACAAGCUGCUGGGGGGGCAGAUCGGCCUGGAGGACUUCAUCUUCGCCCACGUGAAGGGGCAGAAGAAGGAGGUGGACGUGUUUAAGGGCGAGGACGCCCUGGGGCUCACCAUCACCGACAACGGAGCCGGAUACGCCUUCAUCAAGAGAAUACGGGAGGGAAGCAUCAUAGAUCGGAUACAGGUCAUCAACGUGGGGGACAUGAUCGAGUCCAUCAACGGGCAGGUUCUGAUUGGCUGCAGGCACUACGAGGUUGCCAAGAUGUUGAAGGAACUCCCCAAGGGGAGGGAUUUCUGUCUGAAGCUGGUGGAGCCGAUGAAGGCAUUCGACAUGAUCAGCCAGCGAUCGGGGGGCAGCAGGUCGGGCUCGGGGGCACAGCUGGGCACGGGACGGGGGACGCUCCGCCUGCGGUCAAAGGGCCCCGCCACCGUGGAGGAGCUGCCCUCAGCCUUUGAGGAGAAGGCUAUUGAGAAGGUGGAUGAUCUUCUGGAGAACUACAUGGGGAUCAGAGACAGUGAACUGGCGGCCACCAUGGUGGAGCUUGGGAAGGACAAACGGAACCCGGACGAGUUUGCGGAGGCUCUGGACGAGACACUGGGCGACUUUGCCUUCCCUGACGAGUUCGUGUUCGACGUCUGGGGCGCCAUCGGCGACGCCAAGGUGGGCCGGGUCUGACCGCCGAAAACGGGAGAGGCCCCCCAACCGCUUAACCCCGCGAAUGAGACUUGCACUGCAGUGGCACAGAAGUACCACUAGGAGCCGCUCUAGUACCCUUGUUUUGUUUUUAUCUUUUUGCUACGCUGUGUACACUCUUGUACGUCUUCUUUUUUAUGUCAGUGUUUUUUGGGAGGUGAUCUGUGAGAUGUGAGAUGUAAGUGCUUUCUGAAUCAGAAAAAGGAAAAAAAUACGCCCCCGCUCUUGCUCUGCAAGGCCUUUUUUUAAUCUGUCAGUUGCUGUUGGUCACCCUCAGUGACUCAUGAAUUUUGGGAAGUGUAUGACUUAAGGAUGGUGGGGAAUUGACAGGAGAGAGAUGGAGUUUAUUUUCUGGGGAAGAGACGCAUGCUUCCGAACUGUCUGUCUGCUUAGUCCCCUGGGAACUGAGAAGGGGGUUUCCUCUUGCCUGUAGGGGUGGUGGGGGGUAACCUUUGACCUUUGGUAUGAGGAAAUGCCUGUCCUGUUCUGAGGAGCUGAGGGCAGUGGACCCGCCCUGUACUGAAUGCACAGCAUUGCGCUGUGCUGUGGAACUGAAAGUUUUGCUUUGUACCACUGAGUGCCACAAGGUGGCGCCCACGCUCUAUCACAGUCACGGCUUUGGGACCAAGACAAUGAGGAAUGAAGAUCAGCAGUAAGACCGUGUUUUAAAGUACGACACUACAGGUGACUGUCUCCAGGGGCCCGAACAGACUGUCCCAGAUCGUCACGGUGACCUCAGUCUGAGCAUUCCGCGCUGUUCCCAUUCUACACCAGAUUUGACUCUGUUCCAUACCAGAUCUAAUUCUGUUCCACUCCAGAUAUGACUCUGUUCCGUGCCAGAUCCGAAUCUGUUCCACUCCAGAUAUGACUCUGUUCCGUGCCAGAUGUGAAUCUGUUCCACUCCAGAUGUGACUGUUCUGUACCAGAUCUGAAUCUGUUCCACUCCAGAUAUGACUCUGUUCCGUGCCAGAUCUGUCAGGUCUAUGUGCGUGCAUGACUAAAACCUAGGGCUCCAGCAUGUUUGAAUUUUACAUUUUCCUUUAACUGAAGCGCCACCACUCUUUGCCUGCUGAAGAAUUCAGAAUGGGCCGAAGUUUCGGCUUGUUUCUGGCUCCAAAUGCAAAAAAAACUGCAACACUACUGGUGUGAGGCCGUAGGCAGGUCAAACCGAACAGGGCAGGGAUGGUCCUUUUCACUUUUUACAGACUUAUGUGUAUGAAUAUGUAUAAAUAUGGUAAAUCUAGUUUUCUAGCAGUAAGGUAUGUCAGUCUGUCACACUCUGAAUGCUGUUAAACAGUAUUAGUAUGAACUGUAAAAGUAUGAAAUGUGAUUAAUAACUGUUACACACUGAAAACUUCAGGUAUCUUUUGAAGACUCUGUUACACUGUUGGUGAUUCUCAUUGUAAUAACUGUUGUAAUAACAAUAAUGAUCAUAUUUACACACUGAAUAGCCACUAUGAUGUCAUCCUCUCUGUUUUUUUUUCCAAAUGAAUGGGGAAAUGUGAUUCUUGGCACAAUAAUAAAUAGAGAAAUUGAAACGA
This is a messenger RNA of Megalops cyprinoides (Indo-Pacific tarpon), 3269 nucleotides long. RefSeq names its product PDZ domain-containing protein GIPC1-like. The transcript is spliced from 7 exons. The record is from RefSeq and is a predicted model, not a curated record. Bases 688 to 1710 code for a protein of 340 amino acids. Gene Ontology annotation, molecular function: protein binding. NCBI's taxonomy places the organism in Eukaryota, Metazoa, Chordata, Actinopteri, Elopiformes, Megalopidae.